CUGCUUGCCCAAGUCUCCGUCCGGUUUUCGAUUUCGGUUUCGUCGGUUCCCAAGAGUCCCCCGGUGUACUGUAACUUUCAGAAUCCAUCAUCAUGUCUACAAAAGUAUACGUUGGCAACCUGAGCUGGAACACGACCGAUGACAGCCUGCGUUCAGCCUUCUCGAACUACGGUCAAAUCCUCGACUCCAUCGUGAUGCGUGACCGCGACACCGGCCGCUCCCGCGGCUUCGGCUUCGUCACGUUCAGCUCGUCUGGCGAGGCGCAGACCGCCAUUUCCAGCCUCAACGAGCAGGAGCUCGACGGCCGCCGCAUCAAGGUCAACCUCGCCAACGCCCGCGGCAGCGGCGGUGGCGGAGGCGGAGGUGGCUACGGCGGCGGAGGCCAGGGUGGCUACGGCGGUGGAGGUUACUCCGGCGGCGGAGGCCAGGGUGGCUACCAGCAGGGUGGCUACGGCGGUGCUCCUCAGUACUAA
This is a messenger RNA of Trametes versicolor FP-101664 SS1, 473 nucleotides long. Its product is annotated as RNA-binding domain-containing protein. The record is from RefSeq and is a predicted model, not a curated record. Lineage: Eukaryota; Fungi; Basidiomycota; Agaricomycetes; Polyporales; Polyporaceae. Bases 93 to 473 code for a protein of 126 amino acids. Gene Ontology annotation, molecular function: RNA binding. The transcript has 5 exons.